AUGUCACCUAUCGCACACUUAUUGAAUGCCAGUACCGGCACUGAUUCAGGUAGUCAUUUGCGCGAUAUCCAUGGUCAUCACGAUAGUCACGAUCACGGUUCGGAGGAGCAGGCUGUCAGUCCUUUGUCUCCUCGCUCGUAUCCAUCUCCUCGCAGCAACAGCAGUAGUAGCUGCGAAGAGAGUCAAUCCUCAGCUGGGGUUCUAGCUAACAUUCAUACCGGACCGGCUUCCCCUCAUGGAAAGGCAUGUGUUGCGUCUUCACCCCUUUCCACCACUGGUAUGAGAUCUGCCUCUACGCCUUCUAGCUCUGACGAAGAUACUGUUCAUUUGCACCGCUGCCAAUGGAAAGGCUGUAGUUUGGAGUUCACUUCUCCCGAACUACUUUAUCAUCAUCUUUGCCAAGAUCAUGUUGGCCGUAAAUCACAGAAGAAUUUGCAACUGAACUGUCAAUGGGGCGAUUGUCAGACUAAAACAGUUAAAAGAGACCAUAUCACGUCUCAUUUGAGAGUUCAUGUGCAAUUAAAACCUUUCGCUUGCUCCACUUGUAAUAAAAAAUUCAAAAGACCUCAAGAUUUAAAGAAACAUUUGAAGGUACAUAACGAAGAACUUUCACUACUGAAAAAAAAACGUGGUCCGAAGCCAUCCAAUAAGCUGGGAAAGAUUUCAAAUGACAGAUCCCGUGCUCAUCAGAGAUUCACUUUACCAUCUAUUUCUUUGGAUAAAUUUAUUCACGAGGAGGUGAAGACUCAACAACCCGUGUACUCUCAACAAUUGGCAGAAAAGAUGGCCAUCGUCCUGCUGUUACCUGUUAAUAACAACAACGCAACUUCCCCUCCUUCUGCGUCUUCUGCUUCGUCCACUGCAGUUUCCCCGAACUUGGUAUCGCACCAUAUGGUUCUUCCUUACCAAACCCAGCAACGUCCUCUCGUGGGUCACGGUGCUGAAUUGAGAUCCGCUGUUGGAUUCUUCAAUAAUUUAUCCAUGGAUAUGUCUAGAAACUAUGCUAACAAUAACCUACCGACCGCUAACUUGGGUCCUAACCCGGUACCUGCACCACAAUCAUACCCACUAAUCCCUAAGUUGCCCAGUAUUUCAGCCAGGCCAAAUGUUGGAGCUCCACCUCCGGUAUUGUCCGUAUUCAACAGGUUUGAUACACAUCAAACAUCUCCUUCUUCAUCAUCAUCAGCAUUCUAUCCUCAACACUACUCGAAUAAUUACAGCCUACACCAAAGAACUGCGCUGUUGGAUGCUGAGGCUAACGAAGAUAUCCCCGAAAAGGACAACGUAUCUUUGGAGGAGUCAUUCACUUCGUUAAAUCUAUCCUCAGAAGAGCAAGACUUGGAAUUAUUCUACGAAACCUAUUCAACUGUCAAGUUAGUUAAAGAUUAUUUGUUAUGCGAACUUAUGGAGGAGUUAGAUGAAUUCAAAGAGGAAGAGGAAGAGCAAGGCUUUACGUCAUUUGAUGAAUUUAGUGACUCCAAAGAAUGUGUCAUUGAAGGAAGAAUUCCGUCGAACAAGAUAUCUCUAUCAAAAUAUCCUCAGGUUGUGAUAUAG
Molecule: messenger RNA, 1554 nt
Organism: Kluyveromyces lactis
Lineage: Eukaryota; Fungi; Ascomycota; Saccharomycetes; Saccharomycetales; Saccharomycetaceae
Gene: RIM101
Product: alkaline-responsive transcriptional regulator RIM101
Exons: 1
Coding region: 1-1554 (517 amino acids)
Biological process (GO): positive regulation of transcription by RNA polymerase II
Cellular component (GO): nucleus
Source: RefSeq, a predicted model, not a curated record